Messenger RNA from Phycomyces blakesleeanus NRRL 1555(-), 1271 nucleotides. RefSeq lists its product as hypothetical. Gene Ontology annotation, biological process: nucleobase-containing compound metabolic process. The record is from RefSeq and is a predicted model, not a curated record. The transcript is spliced from 4 exons. Gene Ontology annotation, molecular function: AMP kinase activity; ATP binding. NCBI's taxonomy places the organism in Eukaryota, Fungi, Mucoromycota, Mucoromycetes, Mucorales, Phycomycetaceae. Bases 6 to 878 code for a protein of 290 amino acids. Gene Ontology annotation, cellular component: cytoplasm; mitochondrion.
ACUACAUGUCCUCUGCACUGUCAUCGCUGCGUAUUCUGCGCCAGUCCAAGCCACUAAUCUUAGCGCGUCGAUUCCACGACUGUCCAGUCAGCGAUGUACAGCCUUUCCGACUCUUGCUACUUGGUAGUCCUGGAUCUGGAAAGGGUACUCAGUCAGAACGCUUGAUGAAGCAAUUCACAGCAUCCCACAUAUCGAGUGGAGACCUUUUGCGCCGGGACAUUGUCCAACAAACACCAACAGGUCGCAAGGCUGCUGAGUACGUGACUAGUGGGAAACUUGUGCCUGAUGAAUUGAUCUUGGCUCUAAUUGAUGCUGAACUAUCCAACAUUGCCAAUCCUAAUUGGCUUUUAGAUGGAUUUCCCCGCACUUUGGGCCAGGCUCAGGCACUAGACUUAAUGCUCCAGAAGCGUACAGAAUCGUUGAACCUUGUGAUCAACCUUGAAGUACCAGAAGAGGUUAUCUUGGAGCGUAUUAUGGAUCGCUGGGUUCACAUUCCUUCUGGGCGCGUCUACAAUCUAUCUUACAACCCUCCACGCGUUCCUGGUCUUGAUGAUGUUACUGGAGAGGCUUUGUCCAAGAGACCUGAUGACUGCCCCGAUGUGUUCCGGGUGAGAAUGCAACAACACAAGGCCAUGACAAUGCCUCUACUUGAACACUACAGUCCUAUUGUAGCUACCUUGAGAGGAAACACAAGCGAUGAGAUCUACCCGCAGAUCGAGCGUGAGAUUGUCAACCGACUGGGCGUCUUGCCUAAUCGUCUUGUGACACCUCCUGUAUCUGUUUCCAAAGUUGUUUCUACGCUGCAACAACAGAGACGCACGCAGGGAGGUAUACUAAACAACGAAACCGAGGCUGUUUCUGUAGGUGCAGCUCAGUAAAAUUGAAACAACAGCAACAACAAAAGCCUCCACGAUAUAUCUUUCCAAAACACAUCCUUUAUUUUCACUUUUAUUUCUUAUUUCUUUUCUCAUUUGUUUUUUGCACAAUUUAGUGUACAAAUGAGAUGUACAUUCUUUUCCUUUAUGUAUCCAACCUACCUCUUAUUUAAUAUUUGAAAUUGGGAAGCACAAUUAUCCACUUUCCCUUUCUUUCGUUCACAUACUCUUUUCUCUCUCUCUCUCUCUCUCUCUUUCACACACCCAAUCCCUCGAUUACUUCCCCUUUCGCUCUACAACCGGCAUGAACAGAAACAUCAUUUGUAUCAGAUGCCUUUUCCCCGUCUUUUUUCAUUAUUAUUUUUAUUUGCUUUGUUCUGUUUGAAAACGAAUGCC